Messenger RNA from Salvia miltiorrhiza (redroot sage), 2287 nucleotides. RefSeq names its product OVARIAN TUMOR DOMAIN-containing deubiquitinating enzyme 6-like. Gene Ontology annotation, molecular function: K63-linked deubiquitinase activity; cysteine-type deubiquitinase activity. The transcript is spliced from 9 exons. Gene Ontology annotation, biological process: protein deubiquitination. The record is from RefSeq and is a predicted model, not a curated record. NCBI's taxonomy places the organism in Eukaryota, Viridiplantae, Streptophyta, Magnoliopsida, Lamiales, Lamiaceae. Bases 543 to 2156 code for a protein of 537 amino acids.
AGUCACGUGCUCUGCUUUAUUUUCUUCUUCUUUAAAACUCAGCCUCCUAUUUUUGUUCCCACAAAACUGCCCUUCUCCUCAUCUCUCUCUCUUUCUCUCUCUACAUAUACAUACAUAUAAAUUCCCACACACACCUACACACACUCUCUCUUCCUUCGCCCCGCCUCUUCGAAACACAGCUGCAACUCUCUGUUUCUCGCUCAUCAUCGAAUCAGUUGUGAAGUCUUGGAUGUGAUUAUUCGUUAUCUGGGGCUUAAUCACGGGUAAAUUCGAGUACUCAUCUAAAAGAGGGUUUUAUUGUUUAAGAAUAAAAGAUUUGGAGGUCAAGGUCUCAUGAGAAUUGUCAGGGGAAUGCAGAAAUUGAUUCGUGCUGAACAGAGCUUAGUGGGCUGGAAGAACAAAUCACUUACCCGUGGAAUUGGUGUGACUGCUCCCAAGGCCAGAACACGUGACAAACUGAAACCUUUAGCUGUUUAUCUCUAAGUUGGGUAAAAUUAAGGGAAUAAAAGUGUCUCCUUGGGUUCUCGGAGAAGAGGGUAAGUAUGACUCGGAUUUUAGUGCAGCGAGGUUCUUCUGGUUCAUCAUCGUCAUCUAACCAAAACAGAUCAGCAACAUCAUCGACAUCAGCGCCUAGUCCGUCGUCUUCUUCAGCUUCUCCGCAGCCACAAGCUACUGGCACCGCACAAGUUAUUCCAACAGUAAAGGAUGAAAAUUUGGUAGAAGUGCAAGAGCAGAAUGUACUGGAUGAGUUGUCAGAUCAUUGUGCUGCUUCAGACAACAAAAGUGAGGAUCUUUCUCAGGGAAGUUUGAACAGCGACCGGCAAGGUGAAAAAUUGGUAGAGGAUGAGAUAGUGCACAAUGAUGAUAGUGUCAGUUCUGGAAAUUUGGUUAAGGGGUUUGCAGGGUUGUCAGUGGUGAAGGAGGAAACUGAUGCAAUGGUUGAAAGUUCAUUCCAGAAGGUCCCUGGCAGUUCAUAUCCACCACCACCUCCUGUACCACCUCCAAAGCCUUCUUCAGUGAACUCCAUAUCUAGGAGAUCUCCAUCUGCAGACCCAAAUGCAAUGCGAAUAGGGCCAUCUAGGAGACCUGCUGCUGUCUUGCCUGGUGUAUCGAGCAGGUCAUCGCCAACUGGAUCUCGCCCAUCUUCACCUCGUUCUCAUUGCGAAGGCGAAGGAUAUAACAGUGCUGAUGAGCAGAGUCCAAACUAUAGUCCAUGCUAUGAUGAUGCAGAAAGAGAACACCAGUUUGAGAUUGAUUUAAGGCGAGUGAAAGGCUUGGAAGUGAGAAAAAUGCUAGAGGAUGGGAACUGCCUUUUUCGUGCUGUUGCAGAUCAAGUAUAUGGUGAUUCAGAAUUAUAUGAUUUGGUUAGGCAGAUGUGCAUUGACUAUAUGGAGCGGGAAAGAGAUCAUUUCUCACAGUUCAUAACAGAAGGUUUUACUUCCUAUUGCAAGAGGAAGAGAAGAGAUAAGGUCUAUGGAAAUAAUGUUGAGAUUCAGGCUUUAUCAGAAAUGUACAACCGGCCUAUACACAUAUAUUCUUACAGCACAGAACCUAUAAAUAUAUUCCACGGAACUUACAAUACCGACACGCCUCCAAUACGGCUAAGCUACCACCACGGAAAUCACUACAACUCUCUUGUUGAUCCACGUAGGCUGACCAUUGGUGCUGGGCUUGGAUUUAGCUCCCUUCAAGGGACGGACAUUGAUAAGGGUAAGGUAAAAGCAGCAAUAAAAGCUCAACAGGAUCAACAAAUCGAUAAUGCACUUCUUGCUGAGGGGCGCUUCUACUCCGAUCUUGAGCUGACCGAGAAGGAAAUAGAACGCAUGGUGAUGGAAGCUUCAAGGGCAGAGUAUCUAGCCGAUGACAAGUUCAAGCAACAAGUCGGUCCAAGGGAGUCCUCGACUUCUAGAGCUGAGCCCUCAUCUUCUGCAGCAAGAUCAUCAGGAAGCGACGCCAGGCAGGAAGAAGGGCGCGAUCAGGGGUCGGCCGGCUCAGUUCUGAGUGGCAGCAUGCAGGUGCUGCUGUCUAUGGGGUUUAGCUACCUGCAGGUGAUCGAGGCAUAUAGCAUUUUUGGUGACGAUGUCGAUUCCAUGAUCUGUUACCUAAUAGAAAUGAGCAGCAGCGGCAGAAAUAAAGGCAAAGCAACGGAGAAAUAAGAAUCAGCAGAGCCUUAGUCAAGACUCUUUCAUUCUCAUUUACCAGCUUGUAGAAUUUUGAACUCUCUCCAUUUUAUGUUACUUUUAUAUGAGAAAUACUCGACUACAAAAUUGGUAUCUGUUUUCUUGCA